Messenger RNA from Quercus robur (English oak), 1793 nucleotides. Its product is annotated as serine carboxypeptidase-like 3. Bases 71 to 1519 code for a protein of 482 amino acids. Gene Ontology annotation, biological process: secondary metabolic process; proteolysis. Gene Ontology annotation, molecular function: acyltransferase activity, transferring groups other than amino-acyl groups; serine-type carboxypeptidase activity. The transcript is spliced from 14 exons. Lineage: Eukaryota; Viridiplantae; Streptophyta; Magnoliopsida; Fagales; Fagaceae. The record is from RefSeq and is a predicted model, not a curated record.
GGUAUUGAAGUGAACAAUAUUACAGCAAAAGUGACUUCUAGUUCACUUGGUGUGUCAAUUUCUUCCAGUUAUGGCACCACAAAAGGCUAAUAUUGCAAGAAAUUUGUUCCAAUGCAGUGGCUUUGUUAGCUCAAUGUGCUUGAUUGUUCUUGUUCUAUUGGUUUUCCCAUGCAUUGUUGCCUCACAGACCAUUGUCAAAGAGCUACCUGGUUUUGAUGGUGAACUUCCUUUCUCACUUGAAACUGGAUACAUUGGUGUAGGUGACUCGAACCAGUCGCAACUAUUUUACUAUUUUGUAGAGUCUCAGAGGAACCCUUCAGAAGACCCUCUUAUGAUUUGGCUCACCGGUGGCCCUGGCUGUUCUGUUCUCUCUGCAUUCUUUUAUGAAAGCGGUCCAUUGGCUUUCACUUAUGUAGAUUACAACGGGAGCUUGCCAUCACUUCAUUUCAAUCCAUAUACAUGGACACAGGGCCUUAACAUAAUAUAUGUAGACGCACCAGUGGGCACUGGAUUUUCUUAUUCAACAACCCAAGAAGGUUACUAUAUAGAUGACUAUGAAGCUGUGUCACAAAUUUACCAGUUUCUAAGUAAGUGGUUGCUAGCACACCCUCAAUAUUUUGAGAAUAUUCUUUACGUUGGUGGAGAUUCAUAUUCAGGCAUACCUCUUCCUAUGAUAGUUCAAGAGAUAUUUAAUGGUAACCAAGCUGGAACAUAUCCGUUUAUGAAUCUGAGGGGAUAUGUGCUUGGGAACCCAAAGACAGAUGAUUUUCUUGAUGAUAAUUCAAGAAUCCCAUUUGCUCACCGGUUGACAUUAAUAUCAGAUGAACUCUUUGAGUCUGCCAAAGAAAGCUGCAAUGGCGAUUAUGUGAAUGUAAAUGAGAACAAUACACAAUGUGUAUCAGAUAUUCAAGAAAUUGAUGAGUUGCUUCUUCAAAUAAACCUCAUGCAAGUUCUGGAACCUAACUGUCAAACUGCAUCUCCAAGAUCAGGUAAGGAAUACCUUAACAGAAGAUAUCUCGAAGAGGACAUCGAUGAGAGUCUUCUUGUUCAAACAAAUCCCGCAUAUUGGUGUCGGGAAUAUAAUUAUGUGCUCGCUGGUGUAUGGGCUAAUGAUAAGUCUGUUCGAGCAGCCCUUAAUGUUAGAAAUGGAACCAUUGGUGUUUGGAAAAGGUGCAACAGCAGCAUAGCUUACACAAAGACUGUCUCAAGUACUGUUGAUUAUCAUCGUAAUCUUAGUAACACAAACCUUCGAGCUCUUAUAUACAGUGGUGAUCAUGACUUGUCUGUCACACACCUUGGUACUCAAUAUUGGAUAAGUUUACUGAAUCUAACCCAAUAUGAAAUUUGGCGAACGUGGUAUGUGGAUGGUCAAGUUGCUGGAUACACACAAAAGUUUACAAAUGAUGACUUUGUCCUGACAUAUACGACCGUGCUGGGUGCGGGUCAUGUUGCCCCUGAAUACAGGGCUAAGGAAUGCUAUGCCAUGAUGGAUAGGUGGCUCGCUUAUUUCCCUCUCUGAGCAACAAUUGCCACUUGAAAUUUAUUCACAGUUGUAACAGGGGUUUCUUGAGCAUAAUUUUGUUAGUAUUGUGUUGUAUGUCAUUGAGGCGAAAAUACUGAAAAUUCGUAACUUGAAAAAACCCCACAUCAGAUAAAAUAAUUCAAGAACCAAGGUUAGUUUUGCCAUCGGUUUUUAGAAAUGGUGCAUUGAAACCAGUUUUCUUAUUCUGCUCCUAGACCACUCUAUACUACAGAUAAAUAAGAUAUUGGUUGAGUGGAUUUACCGUUGAGAA